AUGUUUAGUCCCAAUCAACAGGAGAAGGAUCGAGCUGCAACAAUCCGAUCCAUUACAAAAAGAUUGUUGAUAUACUGGGAGGAAAGAAAGCUCUUCAUACAAAAUCCAGCCAUCAAUAUGGUGGAAUUCACUCAUGAAAGUACGGAAGACCAGGAGGAAGAAGAUUUACAGGAGGAAGUGUUCGAUUUUCUGCCAGUAGCACUAGAUGACUCUCUGCCAGAAGUGGAAGAUCCUUUACAGGAAAUAAACCUAGGGACAAAAGAGGAUCCAAGACCUACUUUUAUUAGCGCAGUAUUGAAAGAACCACUUAAGAGAAAUGCCAGGAUUAGACAGCGAAUUGGUGGAGCAUAA
This is a messenger RNA of Prunus armeniaca (apricot), 351 nucleotides long. The record is from the annotation of a GenBank genome assembly. NCBI's taxonomy places the organism in Eukaryota, Viridiplantae, Streptophyta, Magnoliopsida, Rosales, Rosaceae.